Molecule: messenger RNA, 2629 nt
Organism: Salvia hispanica
Lineage: Eukaryota; Viridiplantae; Streptophyta; Magnoliopsida; Lamiales; Lamiaceae
Source: RefSeq, a predicted model, not a curated record
GCCUCCGCCUAUAAAUACAUCCCUCUUGAUUCCCUUACUUGGCUUUCUCUCUCAUCUCGAUCCCAAUUUCCAUUUUCAGAUUCACAGUAGGGUAUAUCACUCCACCAUAAAAUCCCCAAAUCAAAUUCAAUUUCCCCCCAAAACUGUCAGCUUCAAAGCUAAAACCCUAGAGUGAUGAUUCUUUCUCUCUGUCUCUCUAGGGUUUUAUCACAAUUGAAUUCAAUCCCGCUCUAAAAACAUAUUCAAAUUUGCCCAAUUCGAAGACGGCCCUGAAAGUUAUAUCAAUUGUAAGUGCUCGUAACUCUGUUGCACGCUGAUGCGUUCAUUUAAGCCCACGUAUAGAGAUAUAUAUAGCCACAUUCUGGUUCCCCCCUUCUUCAAUGUUAUUCCAGCUUGUGUCUAGGGUUUAUCUUGAUUUCUUUUUCCUGGAAACGAGUUCCUGAAUUUCUCGUUAUUGGUGGGUUGGAUUAUCUAAGUUCUGAGUGUUUACUGAGGUUUUUGAAGAUUAAGAACCCCCUAAAUGAUUCUUGAAUCUGAACAUGAGCGAUGGAGGUGAAGCUGAAGGCAGGCGAGACGAACACAAUGAUUCAAAUAUGCGAUUUGGUGCUGAUGAAUAUAGUCGAGCAAUAGCAAGGGUUGCGAUGGCUCAGAUAUGCGAGGGCAUUGGGUUUGAGGGAUUCAACGAGUCUGCUCUUGAUUCACUUGCUGACAUUGCGAUUAGGUACGUCUGUGAAUUAGGUAAAACGUCGAGAUUGUAUGCGAAUUUAGCUGGUAGGAUGAGUUGCAACAUCUUUGAUAUCGUUCAAGGGUUGGAAGACAUGGGCACACCCCAAGGAUUUACUGGUGCUUCAGAGGUUCAUUCUGACUGUGUAGUGAGUUCAGGUGCUAUUAGAGAGAUUAAAGAGUAUUUAGAGACGGCUGAUGAGGUACCAUUUGGUCAACCAGUGCCACAUUUUCCUGUGAUCAGUGAACAGAGAAUGAUACCUAGUUUCUUGCAAAUGGGGGAGACUCCAGCUUUUAAGUGUGUGCCACCAUGGUUGCCUGCAUUUCCUGAUCCCCACACGUAUUUACAGACACCUGUUUGGAAUGAGAGGCAAUCUGACGCCCGUACUGAUAAGAUUGAGCUAGCGAGGCAGCAUAGGAAGGCAGAAAGGUCUUUGUUAAGCCUACAGCAGCGGCUUAUAUGUAAUGGAUCAUCAGUGGCUACAACAUCUGAUGAACCAUAUAAUGAAGAAAAUGGGUUAGAAGUUAAUAACAAUGGGAACCUGAUUUUUGAGAAUCCUUUGGAUGCUGGGAAAAUAGUCAUGUCAAAGAUUAGCAUUCCCCCAAAACUUUCUAGUCAAGCUCACGCAGAAAAAAAAGUUUCUUUGUUGGAGACAUUUGCUCCAGCCAUUGAGGCAAUGAAGGAUGGGCUUGAAUCUGGAAGUGAUGGUGAGAAUACAAUUCCUGAAAAGAAGGCUCCUGUAUUUUUAGAGCUCAAGGGGGGUAAGAAAUUAUUCGGUGAACCAUUGGAUUUAAGGAUUCGAAACAAGGCUGUGGGAAGAGCAGCUUUGUGGUUUGGUCAUAAUGGCGAAAAUGAUGACAAAAAGAGGAGGGUUGAGUUUAUACUGCGGCAAUCCUUGGAAAACCAGCAGGAGCUUCCUCAGUAGUAAAUUUGUAGUUCCUUGAACGACAUUAAUGGCUAAUGUUCAAGAAAAUAGCAGUUGAUUAGGUUAGUCAAACUCAAAACAUACAGUAGUUUGUGAUUGUGUAUUUGGUGGUAAUCCAUUUAGGAACGGAACCCAGAUUAAGACAUAUUCGAGAUAUUUCAGGUUUCUCAUUUCUUUGUCAGUCAAUGUGACUGUAUAUUACGUAUGCUGGAUGCUCUAAAGCAAAUGAAUUGUGGUGAUAAAGUGUGUCUAAGUUACAGUACACGAUAAAGAUACAAUUACAUGAUAAUGAUAUUAUCUUCAGACAUGAGAUAACAUUUGUAGCAGCUCACUUGCUUCACAAGGUAAAGUUAAUACACCCUUUUGUUCAAAUCCAAAUUCUCUUUCUGCUGCUUCCAGCAACCUGACAAAAGGAGGAUAUGAAAGCAAGUGCAACCCCACCAGGAACUUCUUCGACUCACCAUUGCCACAAGUCACAACUGAGAAAUGACCGCUCUUAGUGCCACAACUAGGCAUCCAAGACCUUAUUUCCCUACUGAUGAGCAUGCAUUCAGCUGCAGACGUAUUUAAAAAAUGAUUGGUGAGAGAUAAAACAAUCAUGAGGGCCCUGUUGGCGGGGGCUGAAAGGAACGGGGCGAGGGGGAGGAGGAGACAGCCAUGUUGAUGUGGUGCUCCCGAGAGAAUGUUCGUGGACUUCCUUCGACAUGAAGCAUUUAAGAAGUGAAGGAACACUGACUUUGAACUAUACGCCAAAAGGAUGCAUGAAUGUAGCAUGAGUGAUGUCGCAAUUGCGUUUAUGGCAAUGGCUAACUGCCAACCUGGCCCUCUUUAUGAGUAGUUAUGGCCAUUGUUUGCAUUCUCCUUUCCUUUUCUUUUCUAUUUUAUUUUUAAUUUUUUGCUUUUCCCCCUCGAGUCUGACUUGUAAAUGUGCAUUUAGACUAAUUUCAGAUUAUAUAAGUUGAUUGAUGUUGGAAGAAUAA